UGGCUGUGCUCGGGUGGAGCGCGGCGGGCGGUGCAAGCGCGCCAUGGACUUCAACAUGAAGAAGCUGGCGUCGGACGCGGGCAUCUUCUUCACCCGGGCGGUACAGUUCACAGAGGAGAAAUUUGGCCAGGCUGAGAAGACCGAGCUCGACGCCCACUUUGAAAACCUUCUGACCCGGGCGGACAGCACCAAGAACUGGACGGAGAAGAUCCUGAGGCAGACAGAGGUGUUGCUGCAGCCCAACCCUAGUGCCCGAGUGGAGGAGUUCCUGUAUGAGAAGCUGGACAGGAAGGUCCCCUCACGGGUCACCAAUGGGGAGCUGCUGGCUCAGUACAUGGCAGAGGCGGCCAGUGAGCUGGGGCCCACCACUCCCUACGGGAAGACACUAAUCAAGGUGGCAGAAGCUGAAAAACGCUUGGGAGGUGCUGAGAGGGACUUUAUCCACACAGCCUCCAUCAACUUCCUCACGCCCCUGCGCAACUUCCUGGAAGGAGACUGGAAGACCAUUUCGAAGGAGAGGCGGCUCCUCCAAAACCGGCGCCUGGACUUGGAUGCUUGCAAAGCACGGUUGAAGAAGGCCAAGGCCGCUGAAGCCAAAGCCACGACGGUGCCUGACUUUCAGGAGACUAGACCUCGUAAUUACAUUCUCUCGGCCAGCGCCUCCGCGCUUUGGAGUGAUGAGGUGGACAAGGCUGAGCAGGAGCUCCGAGUGGCCCAGACAGAGUUUGACCGGCAGGCAGAAGUGACCCGUCUCUUACUGGAGGGAAUCAGUAGCACUCAUGUGAACCACCUUCGCUGCCUCCAUGAGUUCGUCGAGUCUCAGACGACUUACUAUGCGCAGUGCUACCGCCACAUGCUGGACUUACAGAAACAGCUGGGCAGAUUUCCAGGCACCUUCGUGGGCACUACAGAGCCUGCCUCCCCACCCCUGAGCAGCACUUCACCCACCACCACUGCAGCCACGAUGCCUGUGGUGCCCUCUGUGGCUGGCCUGGCCCCUCCAGCGGAGGCUGCUCUCUGCUUGGAGGAAGUGGCUCCACCUGCCAGCGGAACCCGAAAGGCCCGUGUGCUGUAUGACUACGAGGCAGCUGACAGCAGUGAGCUGGCGUUGCUGGCUGAUGAGCUCAUCACUGUCUACAGCCUGCCUGGCAUGGACCCUGACUGGCUCAUUGGUGAGCGAGGCAACAAGAAGGGCAAGGUCCCUGUCACCUACUUGGAACUGCUCAGCUAACUCAAGCCAAGUAUGGUGGCUGCAGCUUUCACCUCUCUAUAAACUCACUUUUUAACUGGUAUUUUUACUUCUGCCUGUUUGCUUGCUCUCUAGCCACUCACAAAUAAUAAAACAUCCUUCGUGUGCAAG
Orycteropus afer afer is the source of this 1360-nucleotide messenger RNA. Lineage: Eukaryota; Metazoa; Chordata; Mammalia; Tubulidentata; Orycteropodidae. The record is from RefSeq and is a predicted model, not a curated record.